AUGUUCGGCCUCGAAUACAAUUAUUGUAAUACAGCUUGGUCUGUUGGAUAUGUAAUUGGACAAAUCCCUGGGAAUAUCUUGCUCAACAGAGUCUCGCCACACUAUAUCGUCUUCGCUCUUGAAUUUGGAUGGUCGAUCAUGACUUUAUGUACCACUUGGGUCAAAAACUGGCAUCAACUGUGUUUCAUCCGAUUUAUGGUGGGACUAUUUGAGAGUGCUUAUUAUCCAGGCUUGCUCUUCCUGAUCGGAUCAUGGUACACCAAAGACGAGCUUGGCAAGCGCUCCAACAUCUUCCAAGCAGCCACAGCGGCCGGUACCCUCAUUUCGGGUGUGAUGCAGGCGGGAGUUUAUAGAACGUUGAACGGGAAACAUUCGAUGCCUGGAUGGAGAUGGAUUUUCACGAUCGACGCUGCCAUAUCUAUACCCAUCGCUAUUUCUGCCUUCUUCCUUAUCCCAGAUUUACCAUGGAAUAUCAAACCCAAUUGGAUAUUCAAACAACAUGAUAUUGAUUUGGCGAGGGAUCGUCUGGGCGCUGCUGGGAGACAUGGUCCGAGAAAAGGUGGAUUGGGUAAGAAAGCUCUGUGGAACGUUGUCAGUACCUGGCAUAUCUGGUUGUUCACGGGGGUGUAUAGCUGUUAUAUCUUCUCGCAAAAUCCUCAACAGUCAAUGUCUUUCUGGCUCAAAUAUUCAACCAACCCAAAAUAUUCGGUCGAACAGAUCAAUUAUUAUCCAUCCGGCAUUUGGUCGACUCAAAUCGUCUCGGCAUUGGGAUUCGCCUGGAUAAGUGAUACUUUCCUCAAGGGUAAACGAUGGCCACCAUUACUCUUAGUCGCUCUUUGGCAUUGUAUCGAUUGUGCGCUUCUUGCGGGCCUACCAGUUUAUAGCGACCAUCGAGCUGAGAGAUGGGUGUUGUACUAUCUGUCUGGUGUUGUCAACUGUACACCGGGAUUACUAUAUGCCUGGUGCAGCGAGAUUAUUGGUGAGUCGUCAGAGAAGAGGGGUAUAGUGAUGGGAACCUUUAAUUCCGUUGCAUUCUCAUUCAAUGCUUGGUUACCUUUACUGUUGUUCAAGCAGACCGAACAACCUACGGUGCACAAGGGGAACAUCGCAGCUUCUGUAGCUACAGCUUUUCAAUUUAUCGGUCUUCUGGGUAUCCUGUACCUUUCUACCAGAGAUCAGAAAUGGGGUAUCGCGGCUGAGGUGAACGAGGGUGAAUUGAUCAGAUCUAACGAGGUGAUUGAGGAUGUUGAUAGCAAGGAGCGAUCGGUCUGA
Molecule: messenger RNA, 1272 nt
Organism: Kwoniella botswanensis
Lineage: Eukaryota; Fungi; Basidiomycota; Tremellomycetes; Tremellales; Cryptococcaceae
Exons: 11
Coding region: 1-1272 (423 amino acids)
Biological process (GO): transmembrane transport
Cellular component (GO): membrane
Molecular function (GO): transmembrane transporter activity
Source: RefSeq, a predicted model, not a curated record